AUGGCCACCGCCGAGGGCGCACUCGCUGCUUCGACCUCGCACGGAUGCAAGGCGCUCAAUUCCGGCGAAGGUGACACUACCAUUGUCACCUACGAUGGCAUGAUCCGCGAACCUGCCAUCGACCUCCCGAACAAUGUGCAGGCCGCCGCCGCUCGCGUAUGGAUCGAGAACUCUGAGGGCCAUGCCAUUGCCAAGGAGGCCUUCGAGUCUACCCUCCCGCUUCGCUACGCUCCAGAGCGUCAAGUGUGCCAUGGCCGGUCACACGUUGCGCGUUCGAAGGCACUCGAGCUCUUGAGCAAGGAGUUCCCGGAGGUGGUCGUCCUCAUGCUUUCGGGCAGCUACUGUACAGACAAGAAGCCCGCCGCGAUCAAUUGGAUUGGAGGCCAUAGCAAGAGCAUCGUCGCCGAGGCCAUCAUUCCCGGCAAGAUCGUCAAGACUGUCUUGAAGACGACCAUCGAGGUGCUGUGCAACCUGAAUACCAAGAAGAGCGUCGUCAGUAGUGCGACGGCUGACUCGGUCGGAGGGUUCAAUGCCCAUGCAGCCAAUAUUCUGACCGCUAUCUCCCUGGCGGCUGGUCACGACCUUGCGCAGAACGUCGAGAGCUCUAACUGCAUGACAGUUGUGGAACCAACGAACAGCGGUGAAGAUCUACUUAUCGUCUCAAUGCCGUGCAUCAAAGUUGGUACCGUCGGCGGUGGUACCAUUCCCGCUCCCCAAGAAGCCGUCCUCGAUGUGCUUGGUCUCAAGAGCGCUCAUCAAGCGAAUCCUGGCCGGAACGCCCAACAGUUCGCCCGCGUCAUCACCACCGCGGCCAUGGCUGAUCAGUGCGCACGCCGCCGACCACCUUAUACGGGCACAUUUCGCUCACAGCCGCUCGCAACCGGACACGCUGAGCACGUCGCGGCCCGUGGCCCGUGGCCCGAUGACACCCGUUGGUUACACGUAGUCUCGCGGCCUGAGCUCACAAGCAUCACACUUCCUAGGUGCCCACUAUCGCAUACGGCGGGUCCGACGUCCCUUCUGGGUCGGCCCUCGCUGGAGUCGGCUAAGCUCAACGAGUCCCUGGCCCUCGUGGAGUUCCGGUUAUCAUCAUCUGUCAGAUCUUCAUCCACUAUCGCGCUCUGGACUCCGCCGUCUCCAAGUUCUGCAGCUGCCAACGGACAUGUAACCUCUGGGAUGUCUUCCGCAGAGGAGGAUGUUUGCGUCACCAAGCUCGACGAGAAGAGGUGUUCGCAGAACUUCAGGGGGAACGUGCUCGACACAGGCCCUGAGAUCGACGCCGGCAAGUUCAUCAGCCUGAUGUACCCUCGCAUCGGUGCGCCAUUCGACUUUGUUUAUUCAGUUGAUCGUCUCCUCGAGCCCCGAGGCAGCAGAGACCACAAGGGCAAUCCAUGCGAUACGUUAUUAAACGUGGCCUCACCAUGCUCGCCACGAUUGGUUGUUUCAAUGGUUUUGAGUCUCAUGUCCGCCGCUACUUCGUCCCAAGCAGCCGCGAUUCGGUGGAAGCAGCAGUCUAUUCCUAUGACAACGACUCCGUUCGUUGCCCUCUUCACCAGUGGCACCGGUCUAACCUAUUCCUCCGACAUCACGUUCGGUUCGCCGAUGUACUGGCUCUGGGAGAUCAUCAGUGCCCAGUUCCCCUGUGCCAACCUCUGCUUCGAAUACGACGAUAACUAG
Molecule: messenger RNA, 1677 nt
Organism: Phanerochaete carnosa HHB-10118-sp
Lineage: Eukaryota; Fungi; Basidiomycota; Agaricomycetes; Polyporales; Phanerochaetaceae
Exons: 6
Coding region: 1-1677 (558 amino acids)
Biological process (GO): isoprenoid biosynthetic process; ergosterol biosynthetic process; coenzyme A metabolic process
Cellular component (GO): endoplasmic reticulum membrane; peroxisomal membrane
Molecular function (GO): hydroxymethylglutaryl-CoA reductase (NADPH) activity
Source: RefSeq, a predicted model, not a curated record